ACUGAACGUACACAAGAAGAGUAAGAUCACAGUCUGCGAUAAGAACUAGCACAAUCGCCACCAAUCUAGAACCAGUCUUUCAGUAUGCAUCGCCGACACAGGGGUUCCCAGCUGGGCUUGCUGCUCCUAGCUUCUCAGCUCUUCCAAGUUGGUUUUGACAACAUCCCACCUGUCACCCUGGCAAUACUAGGAGUGAAUGUUUACCUUUACCUGUUUCCUGCAGCUCCACUUAUGCAGGCCUGUGUGAGCGUCCAUCAGGCAUACUGGUUAAAGGAUUGGCGCCGCCUCCUCCUGUCCCCACUGCACCAUGCAGAUGAUUGGCAUCUCUACUUCAACAUGGUUUCAUUUCUCUGGAAGGGUAUCAAGCUGGAGCGACGACUGGGUGGAGCCUGGUUCCUCUCUCUGCUCGUAGUCUUCUCUCUGCUUACUGGAUUGGUGUAUUUAGUGCUGGAGGCAGCACUCACGGAGCUAACCCAAGACCCAUCAUACAGCAUGCAGUGUGCUGUUGGCUUCUCAGGUGUCCUGUUUGCUCUGAAGGUAGUGAAUAAUCACUAUCACCCAGGGGGUGUGACCUAUGUCAUGGGAAUUGCUGUGCCCAAUCAUUAUGCUAGCUGGGUGGAGCUCAUACUGAUCCACAUAACUGCACCUGGGACCUCUUUCAUUGGCCAUUUGUCAGGCAUCAUUGUGGGUCUCCUCUACACCACUGGGCCACUGAAGGCCAUCAUGAUGACGUGUGCAGGGCUUGUGAUGUCAUUUGGAUACCACACCCAGCCACCGACAUACUACAGCUCAUCAGGUUCCACUGGUACAGGUGGCCGUUACUCUGGAGGCCAACCUCAAACAAGGGACUAUACAUCAAAUCACAUGGCGUCUUACACAGGUGGACUAACAGAGGAGGAGCAGCUGGAGGCAGCCAUCAGAAACAGUAUGAAUGACAGAGUGCGCACCAAUGAGAGGGGAGCUCCUCCUCCUUAUGGUUUCCAUGUGUCUGAGGAGCCGAUGACAGCUGACGAACUGAGGAGACGACGACUGACCAGGUUUGACAGAUGAAUAUGCACAUGAGUUGAUGAAGAGACAGAAGAGGGUUGAACAUAUGAGGUCUGCUCCAAAAUGUGCACGUGUGUGCAGCUGUCCAAAGAGUUGAAGUUUUAUCAUAAAAGCUGCAUUGAUACCUAAUAAAUUGUUGCUUUGAAGGACAGUUCUGUGACACAGAGGAUCUCUGUCUUUCUCAUAUGCAAAUUCAUUUGGACUUUUUUGUUGUUGUUGUUUUAAACACCAUUUGUGCCAGAAUAGUGAAUCCAGUUGUUUCUUUAGGAGAUGGCCACAUUGUUUAAAUUAAACUUUCCACCUAUCUCCAAGAACGUAAUGGGACAAUCACAAGUAUAAAGGGGAAGAAAAAAAUUUGGUAUCGACCAGGAUACUCAUUAAUAGGACUGUAUUAUGGCCAUUGUGAGUUAAAAAGAAAGUGGUGGGUAUUUUGA
Messenger RNA from Thalassophryne amazonica, 1481 nucleotides. RefSeq names its product rhomboid-related protein 4-like. The coding region runs from base 85 to 1050 and encodes 321 amino acids. Gene Ontology annotation, molecular function: serine-type endopeptidase activity. The transcript has 8 exons. NCBI's taxonomy places the organism in Eukaryota, Metazoa, Chordata, Actinopteri, Batrachoidiformes, Batrachoididae. Gene Ontology annotation, cellular component: membrane. The record is from RefSeq and is a predicted model, not a curated record.